Molecule: messenger RNA, 864 nt
Organism: Naegleria gruberi
Lineage: Eukaryota; Heterolobosea; Eutetramitea; Acrasida; Naegleriidae
Exons: 1
Coding region: 1-864 (287 amino acids)
Biological process (GO): small-subunit processome assembly; endonucleolytic cleavage to generate mature 5'-end of SSU-rRNA from (SSU-rRNA, 5.8S rRNA, LSU-rRNA); endonucleolytic cleavage in 5'-ETS of tricistronic rRNA transcript (SSU-rRNA, 5.8S rRNA, LSU-rRNA)
Cellular component (GO): nucleolus
Molecular function (GO): RNA binding
Source: RefSeq, a predicted model, not a curated record
AUGCGCAACGUUAUUCAAACCCCAACCUUCUCUAUUACCGAAAUCAUUAGUGACAGCGAAGAAGAAGCUGAAAAGGAAGAUUUCAUCAAGCAAAAACAAUUAGAAGAGGAAAGAAUAAGUCAACUCUUGGAAGAUUCUAAAAAGAAGAGGAAAAGGAAAACAAAUGAUGAAGAAAAUUCGAAAAAGAAAAGCAAAUUACCUUCUCUGAAUAUUAUGGACAAUUUUGAUGAAGAGGUUAAACCAGGUCAAGUUAAAAUUUCAAAACCUUUUGAUUAUGAAGCACUUAAACAAUCGGAGCAAUCAAGAGGAGUAGUUUAUAUAUCAACAGAUUUCCCAAAAAAUCAAUGUCCUCCAACACUCAAAGAUGACAGGUCCUUGAAGAGAAUGUUAAGUGAAUUUGGAGAAGUAUCAAGAGUUGAAUCAAAAUAUGAAAAACGUGGAUUAAAAAAGUUCAGAAUAGGAUACUUUGCUGAGUUCGCUGACAAAAACACAGCAAAAAAAGUUGCAAUCACACUCAAUGGUAGUCCAGUUUCCAGGAGUGAUAGUAGAGUAUAUAAUGUCAAGUUUAUGCCAAACUUUGAGUGGAGUGAAGUUGGAGAGGAUGAAGAAUUACAGAAAAUGAAAAGAAAAUUGUUGAAAGCUGAAGUUCAAAAGGAAUUGAAAACAAUUAAAGAAUUUAAAAAGAACAAGAAAUGGUCUGAGUCCAUUAAACAAAACAAAACAUCGCAACCACAGUCAAACUUUAGAUUUAAUCAAAAAGGAUUCAUACGUCACGAACACACGGACACAACUCAUAUUGAUACUCUUAAUAUCUUUACAAGUAAGGAUAGUCAGGAAAAAAAACUUCAAUCCAACAAUAAAUAA